AUGACUUUGGCUAUUGAUCUCUUGAACCCCUCUGUCGAACAUGAGAAGCGUUCUCAUAAGCUCAAGCGUUUGGUGCAAUCCCCCAACUCUUACUUCAUGGACGUCAAGUGUCCCGGUUGUUUGAACAUCAGCACCGUCUUCAGCCACGCCCAAACCGUUGUCUUGUGUUCUUCUUGCGGUACCGUCCUCUGUCAACCUACCGGUGGUCGUGCUCGUUUGACUGAAGGCUGUUCUUUCCGUAGAAAGGCCAACUAG
Mucor velutinosus is the source of this 255-nucleotide messenger RNA. RefSeq lists its product as uncharacterized. Bases 1 to 255 code for a protein of 84 amino acids. The transcript is spliced from 4 exons. Gene Ontology annotation, molecular function: structural constituent of ribosome; RNA binding. Lineage: Eukaryota; Fungi; Mucoromycota; Mucoromycetes; Mucorales; Mucoraceae. Gene Ontology annotation, biological process: ribosomal small subunit assembly; translation. The record is from RefSeq and is a predicted model, not a curated record. Gene Ontology annotation, cellular component: ribosome; cytosolic small ribosomal subunit.